Prunus avium (sweet cherry) is the source of this 956-nucleotide messenger RNA. RefSeq names its product nascent polypeptide-associated complex subunit alpha-like protein 1. NCBI's taxonomy places the organism in Eukaryota, Viridiplantae, Streptophyta, Magnoliopsida, Rosales, Rosaceae. The record is from RefSeq and is a predicted model, not a curated record. Gene Ontology annotation, cellular component: nascent polypeptide-associated complex.
ACACCGAGUUGUGAGCUCGUUAGUAUAAAAGCGCCAACUACAAUCCCUUGCGAAGUCGAUUUUGGGGUUUUAGGGUUUUUGCAGUACGCACUCUUUCACUUUCUCCUGUAACUCUUCCAAUUUACAAACCAAAGCCAUGACUGCUCAGACCCAGGAAGAGCUCCUCGCUGCCCAUCUCGAACAGCAAGCCAUCGAUCCUGAUCAGCCAACAGUUGAAGAGGAAGAUGACGAGGAUGACGACGACGAAGAUGACGAUGAUGACAAGGACGAUGAUGAAGCCGAGGGACAACAAGAUGGAGAGGCAAGUGGGAGGUCAAAGCAAAGCAGAAGUGAAAAGAAAAGCCGCAAAGCAAUGUUGAAGCUUGGAAUGAAGCCCAUUCUGGGUGUUAGCCGGGUUACAGUCAAAAAGAGCAAGAAUAUCUUGUUUGUGAUAUCCAAACCGGAUGUUUUCAAGAGUCCAACUUCAGACACAUAUGUUAUCUUUGGUGAAGCAAAGAUUGAGGACUUGAGCUCGCAACUACAGACUCAGGCUGCUGAGCAGUUUAAGGCUCCUGAUCUCAGUCAUGUGAUCUCCAAACCUGAGACCUCGACCCUUGCUCAGGAUGAUGAAGAUGUAGAUGAGACUGGAGUGGAGCCCAAGGACAUUGAGUUGGUGAUGACACAGGCAGGAGUAUCGAGAUCAAAGGCUGUAAAGGCACUGAAGGCUGCAGAUGGAGACAUAGUUUCUGCAAUUAUGGAGCUUACCAACUGAGUUUUAGAUAUGUUUUCUCAUUCGAUGGUUUUGUUUUUCGUUUUUUUUUUAUGGUUUGUCCAGAUCUUUUGUGCUUGAAGUUGGUCUGGAUUAUUUCCAAUUUAGUUAUGUGUUUCUCAACAUUGUUGUAUCAGUGACAAACUGAGAAUUGCAUAAAACUGAGCCAUGCCCAUUUGAAGUUUAGUAGCUGUACUUUUUGCUGAUU